GCUAUGGAAAAUGUUUCUGGAUGAUGCACAACUUGUUUAGAUUGAACGGUGGGUAUGAUGUUGUUAUGCAGAAAAGCCGAAGCAAUGAGGCCUUUGAUCCCAGGUUACCGUGGCCCGUCUGGAAAAAGUUAAAGGUAAUCGUGUACAUGGGAGACGAGUUCCGUAUGAAUUUCAGCCAUACGCAUUUUGACACGUUUUUUCCCCCGAAUUUCUAUACAGAGAUAUACAAACUGAGCGUGCCAGCCAAUGAUGCAAAGAGGAAAACAAGAUUUAACCUCAUGUUGCUUCCUCCUUUAAUGUAUGAUCCGUUAGUUCUUGUAGUCAAAUUUUUCUACUUUCAAGCUUACUUAAUUAAAGGAUUUAUG
Striga asiatica is the source of this 365-nucleotide messenger RNA. The record is from the annotation of a GenBank genome assembly. Lineage: Eukaryota; Viridiplantae; Streptophyta; Magnoliopsida; Lamiales; Orobanchaceae.